Molecule: messenger RNA, 854 nt
Organism: Camelina sativa (false flax)
Lineage: Eukaryota; Viridiplantae; Streptophyta; Magnoliopsida; Brassicales; Brassicaceae
Product: casparian strip membrane protein 1
Source: RefSeq, a predicted model, not a curated record
CAACUACAAAACCUUCCAAUACACAACACACAAAGCACACAACUUAGUCUUUCUUAAACCCCCAACUACAAGAAAAUGACGAAAGAGUCCACCACCAUUGACGUCGGCGAGCCAAGCACCGUGACCAAAAGUUCAAGCCAUGUCGUAGUUGACGGGAAGAAGAAGAAGGGAUUUGUGGCAGCCGCAGCAGGAGGUGGCGCCAAGAGAGGUUUGGCCAUAUUCGAUUUCCUCCUCCGUUUGGGGGCCAUAGCAGUCACCAUUGGGGCUGCCUCUGUCAUGUACACCGCCGAGGAGACUCUUCCCUUCUUUACUCAGUUCCUCCAGUUCCAAGCCGGUUACGAUGACCUUCCCGCAUUUCAGUACUUUGUGAUAGCCGUAGCAAUAGUGGCCAGCUAUCUCGUCCUUUCACUUCCCUUCUCCAUCAUAGCUAUUAUCCGUCCACUCGCUGUUGCGCCCCGGCUGAUCCUCCUCAUCUUCGAUACCUUGGUCGUGACGCUCAACACAUCAGCAGCAGCAGCGGCAGCAUCAAUCGUCUACCUUGCACACAACGGCAACCAAAGCACCAACUGGCUCCCCAUCUGUCAGCAGUUUGGAGAUUUCUGCCAGAACGUUAGCACCGCGGUUGUAGCCGCUUCUAUCGCGAUUCUCUUCUUCAUCGUUCUCAUCAUCAUCUCCGCCGUCGCUCUCAAGAGGCAUUGAUAUAUUUCCCCUUUUUUUACAAGUGUCAAGACAGUAAUGUACGGGACUAGUGGUUCUUCUUGUAUAUGUGUUGUGGCUUUGUGCUUUGUGUAACAUGAGAAUUGGUAUUAUUGUGUGAAAAUGUAAUUGAAGAAGUUGUUUUUUAUGUUUUUUUU